AUGUCUCCUUCAUCUUCUUGGUCACUAGGUUUUGGGUUACCGUCUUCUGGCUUAUUUGGUUGCCUAUCAGUGGGUCCUUCUUCUGGGUUAGGACCAACUGGAGAUCUGGAUGGUUCCGGUUGGGAUUCUGUUGGAGUAGAAACUGGACAUUGUUCUUCUACUGGAAUUGGAGUGUUAACUGGUCCAGGUGAGUUGAAGAUUCCUGAGAGGAAGCUGGGUGUGACAGUAGGACUGGUGUUUGUUGAUUCACUUGGCAAGGGUUUGGUGGUUAACUGGAGUGGUGAUGUACAAGGUGUAGGAACUACUACACUUCUACUGGAUGAUGCUGCAGUAGGGGUGAGGUAUGAUGGUGUAGGAGAAGACUUCUCUACUAGUGGAGGGACUACUGAAUGUCGAUUGUCUUUGCUUCCGAUAGGUGCUAAGAUUGGUGUGGCCUUUGGGAUAGUCUUAUCUCUGCUCCUAUUUGGACAAAGUGCACUGGCACAAUACUGGUAG
Molecule: messenger RNA, 495 nt
Organism: Fibroporia radiculosa
Lineage: Eukaryota; Fungi; Basidiomycota; Agaricomycetes; Polyporales; Fibroporiaceae
Exons: 1
Coding region: 1-495 (164 amino acids)
Source: RefSeq, a predicted model, not a curated record